Hippopotamus amphibius kiboko is the source of this 2008-nucleotide messenger RNA. RefSeq names its product cardiolipin synthase 1 (gene CRLS1). Gene Ontology annotation, biological process: cardiolipin biosynthetic process. Bases 202 to 1110 code for a protein of 302 amino acids. Gene Ontology annotation, molecular function: CDP-diacylglycerol-glycerol-3-phosphate 3-phosphatidyltransferase activity; cardiolipin synthase activity. The transcript is spliced from 7 exons. The record is from RefSeq and is a predicted model, not a curated record. Gene Ontology annotation, cellular component: membrane; mitochondrion. Lineage: Eukaryota; Metazoa; Chordata; Mammalia; Artiodactyla; Hippopotamidae.
ACGGUGUCGCAAAAGCGUCGCGAAGGCGUCGGUCCUUGGCGGCCCCAGACCACCUGUAUAAAAGAGAGUGCUGGGGCUUGAGAAGUAGUAUGGAGGCGGUCGAGGAUCUCCGCUGUUGCGGGGGUUCGGGGAAGCGGCUCGCGGGUGCCUCGGGCUGCUGAGCUCUGGCCGCCUGCGUCCCCGCGGCGCGCCCGCACGGCCAUGUUGGCCUCGCGCGUGGCGCGUGCCUCGUGGGGGGUCCUGCGCGUCGCCGCGUGGGCCCCGGGAGCGCGGUCGGGCAAGGGGCGCGCCCGCGAGGCCUUGCUGCCGCCGGCGCCCUGCUGCCUGGGCUGCCUGGCGGAGCGCUGGUGGCUGCGCCCGGCUGCGCUCGGCCUGCGGCUGCCUGGGACCCGCCCGCGGGCCCACUGCUCCGGCGCGGGGAAGGCAGCCCCGGGGCCCGCGGCCGGAGAGGACGCCGCCGCCGAGGCCCGGGGCGGCCGGUGGGGCCCGGCAAGCGCCGCCAGCCCGUAUGAAAACCCAUGGACAAUCCCAAAUAUGUUGUCAAUGACGAGAAUUGGCUUGGCCCCUGUUUUGGGCUAUUUGAUUAUUGAAGAAGAUUUUAAUAUUGCACUAGGAGUAUUUGCUUUAGCUGGGCUAACUGAUUUGUUGGAUGGAUUUAUUGCUCGAAACUGGGCCAAUCAAAAAUCAGCUUUGGGAAGUGCUCUUGAUCCACUUGCUGAUAAAAUACUUAUCAGUAUCUUAUAUGUUAGCUUGACCUAUGCAGAUCUUAUUCCAGUUCCACUUACUUAUAUGAUAAUUUCAAGAGAUGUAAUGUUGAUUGCUGCUGUUUUUUAUGUCAGAUAUCGAACUCUUCCAGCACCGCGAACACUUUCUAAGUAUUUCAAUCCUUGUUAUGCCACUGCUAGGUUAAAACCAACCUUCAUCAGCAAGGUAAACACAGCAGUCCAGUUAAUCUUGGUGGCAGCUUCUUUGGCAGCUCCAGUUUUCAAUUAUGCUGACAGCAUUUAUCUUCAGAUCCUGUGGUGUUUUACAGCUUUCACCACAGCUGCAUCAGCUUACAGUUACUAUCAUUAUGGUCGAAAGACUGUUCAGGUGAUAAAAGGCAGAUGAAAGUCAUCCAUCAUCGUUAGCAAGGAAGCAGAAUACAUCAUCAGUGGCAGGGCCAGAGGAAAUCUACGGGAGUUCCCUUAUUUUGGUGUUCAGCUUGAAAAAGGACUUGUCAGAACAAACCAUGUCAUCAAAAUUUAAGUAAUGUGCAUUGAAAAUAAGCUUGAUCAUGGGCAUAUGCAGAAUUUCCACUGUAUUUUUAAAUACAAAUAAAACUAUAAUUUAGAAUUUUUUUAUCUUAGGUUUCUUGAUUAAUUUAUAAGUAGCAGUUAUUCCAAUUAUUGUCAGUCAUUUUUUAAUACAUUAAUAAAGAAACAGUCUAGAGCAUGGAAACUGAAGAGUUGUCACUUUAAUAGAAUUUAGAUUGCUCACAAAGCACUAGGGAAUAUCUAGGUUUAAAAAUACAUCCUAUGCAACUUGGCUGCACAGUUGUAUGUUUGACUUUUAGGUCUGUGUACACAGUAACAGUACAUGUGGUUAAUAUUUGAUUGUUUAGGAUAUUGAUAAAAAGGUAGCUUAGUUGUGGAUGAAGUAAACUCUUAAAGAGAUUUAAAAUGCAGUAAAAUUUGAAAAUAGAAAGUAUUGAAGUUUAUGUUCAGAAGUCUUCCAACCUCUCAGGGGCCUAAUAGUUUAUGCAUAAUAAACUAUUAGGAUAAUAAGUGACAAAGGUAGUUGGAAAAUGAAAACAUCUGUUGCCCUAGCCAUCCAAGAGGCAGUGAGUUACAUCAUGCCUUCCCACUAUAUCUCUAACAUAACAAUGUUUGUAUGAUAUGGGGACCUGUACUCAUGUGUUAUGUAAAUAAUAUGAAACUGUAUAUUUUUCAAAAGUUUUUUUAAACUUUGGGAAAUCUUCUUUUGUUAAGAUGUUAAAAAAGGAAUAAAAGAGCUGGAAAAAAGUGAC